Amorphotheca resinae ATCC 22711 is the source of this 3256-nucleotide messenger RNA. RefSeq lists its product as hypothetical. The coding region runs from base 325 to 2967 and encodes 880 amino acids. The record is from RefSeq and is a predicted model, not a curated record. NCBI's taxonomy places the organism in Eukaryota, Fungi, Ascomycota, Leotiomycetes, Helotiales, Amorphothecaceae. The transcript is spliced from 2 exons.
CGUUGCUCGUGAAAGCGUUGCGGCUACUACUCUGUCAUUCUUAUCCCAUUCCAUUCCAUCUCUCCCCCCGCAACACACAAAGGAGUCCUCUGGUCUGUGUAUUACCAUCUCUCCCACAUCAAAACCUUAUCGCAUCUUUUCUCCCUUUCUGCCCCCCGUAAACAUCGCUCGCCCGCGCCCGCGUCUCUUGUCCCCCAGCUGGCACGCAGCACGCAGCAGCAGCAGCACGCCAGAGGCGGUGCAAAGGACCUGGCAGCUCUCACCCGCAAUUCGUUUCGAGAAAUCUGAGCGUGCGCUUCGGCCCACUGCGCUCAUGUCCAUACUAUGCCCUUAUUCUCCAAACAUAACAAUCGUUCAAAGCAGGCGUUGAACGACCCUCCUGCCCUGGCAUCACAGCCGACCGCGACGGCGACGGCGAUUGCGAUUGCAGCCGCCCCCGCGACUGCACCUCCCAGUAUCGCGAGUUCAGCCUCCUCUCCAAUCGUCGACAAAUCUGCCACUGACGUUGACGAAGGACCAUCAACCCAACCUCAAGUCUUCACCCACCAGCAGCAGCAGCAGCAGCAGCAGCAACAACAACAACAGCUACCGCAACAGCAGCGACGCAAAUCCCUGCAGUACGCCGCAUCCCCCAAUCCUGCAAGGGAGGCGGGGAAUCCCACAUACCAAAACCAGACUUCUGGGGCUCCUGUUCGGUCGCAAUCCAUUCGAUAUUCCUAUCCAUACGCACAACAACAAGCCCUUGCCCAAGCCAACGGGUCGGCCGAUGAUCUAGCCCUCAACACGCAAAAAUACCAGCUGCAAUCCGCGAGCUCACAACCCCAGAGUCCUGUGGUAGAGCGGAAGAGGAACAGAGGCCUGUUCGAUCGGAUGAGAUCGUCGAAUCGUCCCCCAGACCAGAAAGCCUCGAAUCCUCACAGUACGGCUGGCCUCGGUCGCAGACUCUCAAAACGACCGGAAAACCCUCCAGUCAUUCGAACUGGUCAAAGCAACUCUCUCGACCAGCAACAACGCCUCGACCGGCAACCGCCCCAAGAUACGAGGUACCAUCUACCUUCUCCCCUGGAAGGCGCAGAGGAGGAUACUGGACUAGAUCCAUUCCUCAUUACGGAACCAGAACAGUUGGAAAUCCGAAGUCCUAUCCAAGAGCAGGCUCAACAACAUACAAUCAGACCUGUGCAGAGCGAGCUUGGCUCCGAUUCAUCGUCACAUCCCACAGACGACGAAGGACGCCAGCACCUCCAGGUGUCCCAGCAACAAUAUUCACUUGGCCAGGGACACCAGCAACAAUUCGACACGGCUCAACAUAAUCAUCACUACCAAUUACAGAACCAGGGCGAAGUGCAGAACCCCCAUCGCGACGCAUUGGGCAUCUCCUCCGAACGUCCCCCCCAAAACUUCGAGGUCGUCUCUGAGCUUCCGUACGAAGUGUCAACUGAACAGAGAGAAGAGCCUCCAGCAUCGGGACAGUCUAGCGGGCAUUCCCAAACCGGCAACGAUAACAUACAGCGUUCAGAGUAUCCUAAUCGGACCUCGUCAAUCCCUCAGGGAACCAGUCCCUUGUCUCAAUACCCUGCGAUGGCUCCAUCUACUGGAGCGUCGCAGCAACCUCGCCGCGGGCCUGAUGCCAAGCAGACCCUGCAAGGGAACCAAGGGCCACCAGAUUCCCGAGACGGACCCCCUCCUAGCUAUCGACAACAAUUCUCUGGGAAUUUAACACCUACAACCGGACCUGGACAGAGCCCUCUUCCUACCUCCAGCCAAGGGCCUGAUUACAGAGGGGGGCCACCACAAAGGGAGCAGUUUGGGCGAUCUGGCGGGGGAGAGCAAGGUAGAAGUACGCCUCCUCCAGCGCCGGCAGAGCGGGACGUCAACGAGGCGUACAAGGAAUUAUUACAAAAAUACAAGAAGGUAAAAGGCCUCUAUUUCGACAAGACAGCCCAAGUCGAACAACUCCAAAAUACUCUAGCCAACCAACGGUUAUCACAUUCACGCACUUCCCUCGAUGAUAACGAAUACAUGACAAGAUUUCAACGGCUAGACGGAGCCACUACUAACCUGGCUUUCAACAUACGGAAGGACUGGCGGUCGAUUCCCAGCUGGCUAGCGCCAUACGUGAAUCAAGAUGCGCUGAAGGUGGGCAAGCAAGAAAUGACAGCAGUAGGCAGGGCUUGUAUAACGCGGUUCCUUGUGGAUGAGAUAUUCAACAGGAGCUUUCACCCUGGGCUCGAGGGUGAGUUUAGCAGCAAUUUAAAGAUGAUCGAGCAAAACAUCCGUCGUUUCUCUCCAGCAAUAAAUAACCAAGAAGAGUCAGAUGCUCUGACGGCUAAAGUUAUCCACUGGAGGUUAUCAACGUUGGAAGGUCUGAGGGACACCCUGCAGUCGCCAGAGAGCGAAGAGUACCGGAAUCAGUUUUCUCAAGUGGCCACGACGAAUCUGACCGCGAACUUAAUAAACUUCUUAUCAGAACCGGCCCCAGCUGGCAUCGAGGAUAGCGCUCGCAUGAUCGUCGAACUGGCAGUCAGUAUUGCUUCCAAUCUACCACUUGAGAGCCGGGACAUCGCAAUUACCUACCCCAUGCCCGGCGAUCAACUGCAACCAAAUAUCAUGAAAGUCGAGACCGGCGGCGGCAUGCCGUCCCUCGAGAACCCCGGCGUGGAUCUCUCGGGUGACGUCGACGCCAGCAGCAUAACCAGCGGCGACAAGGACGAGUCGGCCAAGGAGGGCGAAAAAGCCGAGGGGAACAAGCUCCGCAAGGAGAAGCCAAAGAGCGGCGGUAACAUGCUGCAAUCCAUGAUGGCCGGGAACAACAAGAACCCGCAGAACGGCCCGGACACACCCAGCGAGUCGAAGGGCAAGCAAACCUCCGAGGAUGGACCCCAGAAGGUCCGAUUCGCGGGAUUCGUCGGUGUCGAGGUCAGAGGGAGACAGGUGUUGGCUAAGGCGCCCGUGUGGACGAUGAACUAGAGACUCGUCCAUGUAUAGAAAGAAGAAGAGUAAGAAGAGUAAUAAUGUAGCUUUCACGAGCGCGUCGUGUGAUGUGUGAGAUAUAGGGAUCAUCGGUAGGGCUGGAUGGGUGGUAAAGUCAUCAUCAUCAUCAUCAGUACCUAGGUAUGGAGUGAAGUGAAAAGGUGAAGCGUCUUCUAUGAGGUUAUGAGGUCCCAUGAUAGAUACCUGGUGCUAUUAUCGUACAUACAUACCUAUAGAUAAGGGUAUAUGUAUGUGAAACGAAUCUAUAAUAUUCUCUCGUUCGGGC